UUCCCAGCCUGGCCGGGCGGUGGCGCUACUCACGGGACUGCGGCCAUGAGAGGCGAUAAAAAAGCUUCUCGGUCCGUUUUAAUCUGCGGCACCAAAGCGGAAGCACCUCAUUGGUCCGAAAGGCCAAGAUCAACGCUAGCUAAGUAGCAAGAUGGCUCACAGGCUGCUAGUACGUCGAAUUUGGACACUCUCGGCGAAAGAUAUCCGCUGCCUCCCAGCAUCCGCUGCCACCACCGCCUCCUCUUCUUUUUCCACCUCCCUGCAGUCUGCCACAAGCCGGGUCUCCUUCCUCUCUCCGUCACGCACUCUGCCUCGCUCCCUUCCUCACACCUCCCGCCGGGCAGUCUCCUUCAAUGUUCAGGACCACGAGGACUUCACAGAUAGGGUCAUCAACAGCGAACUGCCCGUGCUAGUUGACUUCCAUGCGCAGUGGUGUGGUCCCUGUAAGAUUCUUGGGCCAAGGCUGGAGAAGGCUGUUGCAAAACAGAAAGGCCGUGUUGCCAUGGCAAAAGUUGACAUAGACGAUCACACAGACCUGGCUAUCGAAUAUGGGGUGUCUGCCGUUCCGACAGUAAUCGCCAUACGGGGAGGUGACGUCGUCGACCAUUUUGUGGGGAUCAAAGAUGAUGAUGCGCUGGACUCGUUUGUCAGCAAAGUCAUUGGACAAUAAACCAGCUUUCCCCGCCCUGCCAUUCACUACCGUUACGGCGCUGUUUUGUUUGAUUCUGGUACGGUCGGCUGCCCUUAGCCACCAUUUUGAGCCUGUUUAGUAACAGCCAGAAAAUAAACAAAACCUUGCCACAAUCCCAGCUGGCAAACUCUCAAAGGCUCACACCCAUCCCAAGACACACUGCUUCAGCUUUGCAUUAUUGCUUCUGUCUCUGUCUCCCUCUGUUUCCUUUGUCUUGUGAUGGGUGUGUGCCUCCGUCAACGUUUUAGUUCUUGCCCUGCUCCAUUUUGCAGCGGUUCAGUUUCUCCUCUAUAAUGUGACGGCUCCAUGGCUCUAUUCUUACUACUAGAGCAGCUGAGCUGGUGUGUAAUAGUUUGCGGUAAAAGUCUGUAGAAUUGAAAAUACACAGCUGUACUGCACUUAUAUUGUAUAACAUGAGGGAUGAACAAUUCUAGUUUUAGUGGUGGAAAGGAUUUAACUUAAAACCUGACAAUACUGAAUGAGGUUUGUGAUACUGUUAUGUGUAGUUCCUGCUUUUGUCCACACGAGGGUGGCGUUUCUCUAACAUCGCAAAGCCUCACAUGGUCAUUGUACACCAUUAUGCCUAAUAAUAUGAGAAAGGAAGAUGUGUGUGUGUGUGUGUGUAUGGUACUGUGUGUGAGUGUGUGUGUCUCUGACUGUGAAAGUCAAGCAGGAAUUGCAAAUAUGAGUUUAAUUUAGUUUAUUACUGAAAUGAACUCUAUGUACCGGAAACACGACCAACUGAAGUAAUAAAGGAGUCAAAAGAU
This is a messenger RNA of Siniperca chuatsi (mandarin fish), 1458 nucleotides long. It is a transcript of the gene txn2, whose product is annotated as thioredoxin 2. The transcript is spliced from 4 exons. Gene Ontology annotation, biological process: cell redox homeostasis. Gene Ontology annotation, molecular function: protein-disulfide reductase activity. Bases 152 to 670 code for a protein of 172 amino acids. The record is from RefSeq and is a predicted model, not a curated record. NCBI's taxonomy places the organism in Eukaryota, Metazoa, Chordata, Actinopteri, Centrarchiformes, Sinipercidae. Gene Ontology annotation, cellular component: mitochondrion.